UUCAGUCGGUCGGCGGCGGCGGCGGCGGCGGAGGAUGUGGGCCACGCACGGGCUGGCGGUGGCGCUGGCCCUGAGCGUGCUGCCGGGCGGCCGAGCGCUGCGGCCGGGCGACUGCGAAGUUUGUAUUUCUUACCUGGGAAGAUUUUACCAGGAUCUCAAAGACAGAGAUGUCACUUUCUCACCAGCCAGUAUUGAGAAAGAACUGGUCAAGUUCUGCCGGGAAGCCAGAGGCAAAGAGAAUCGGCUGUGUUACUACAUCGGGGCCACCGAUGAUGCGGCCACCAAGAUCAUCAACGAGGUGUCAAAGCCACUAGCCCACCACAUCCCCGUGGAGAAGAUCUGUGAGAAGCUCAAGAAGAAAGACAGCCAGAUCUGUGAGCUCAAGUAUGACAAGCAGAUCGACCUGAGCACAGUGGACCUCAAGAAGCUCCGUGUGAAAGAGCUGAAGAAGAUCCUGGAUGACUGGGGGGAGACGUGCAAAGGCUGUGCGGAGAAGUCGGACUACAUCCGCAAAAUCAACGAACUGAUGCCCAAAUACGCACCCAAGGCUGCCAAUGCACGGACUGAUUUGUAGUCUGCCCUCUGCCCGAUCCCUUCCGCGCCUGGGGGGCGGGUAACAGUUCAGCUGUCUCUUCCCAAGAUAGCCUUUUUGUAAUUUAUUUUUUAAGUGGGCUCCUGACAACAUCGGAUGGGAAGCCUGGAGUGUGGCCGACCAGGCUCACGGCAGUGGCCCCCGCAGGGGUCACUCUCUUCUGUUGCUGGUUUACUCUAGGACUUCUAAGUGUGUCUGGGAUUUUUUUAUUAAAAGAGAAAAAAAUUCUA
This is a messenger RNA of Ochotona curzoniae (black-lipped pika), 822 nucleotides long. RefSeq names its product mesencephalic astrocyte derived neurotrophic factor (gene MANF). The record is from RefSeq and is a predicted model, not a curated record. The coding region runs from base 35 to 574 and encodes 179 amino acids. The transcript has 4 exons. Gene Ontology annotation, biological process: neuron projection development; dopaminergic neuron differentiation. NCBI's taxonomy places the organism in Eukaryota, Metazoa, Chordata, Mammalia, Lagomorpha, Ochotonidae. Gene Ontology annotation, cellular component: endoplasmic reticulum.